Messenger RNA from Epinephelus moara (kelp grouper), 7538 nucleotides. RefSeq names its product collagen, type XVII, alpha 1b (gene col17a1b). Lineage: Eukaryota; Metazoa; Chordata; Actinopteri; Perciformes; Serranidae. The record is from RefSeq and is a predicted model, not a curated record. The coding region runs from base 397 to 5892 and encodes 1831 amino acids. The transcript is spliced from 57 exons.
AGCAGGAGCAGGAGCAGGAGGAGUUCACCACUUUUUCUUUUUACAGUCGACUAUCUGUCUCAGCAGAGGUGAGUCUGACAACUUAAUUGGUUCCCUCAGGCGGUGUUUUUUUUUUUUCUUUUUUAAAAACCCAGCUUUUCGUGCCGUCUACUACACCUGCCUGCCAAGCUCCAGCGCUGAUGGGCGCGGCUGGGACCGGUGCCCAAAUCUGUGUUUUGACUUGCCUGGGAAAGUUGAGCGAAAAGGCACAAAAGGACCGAGGACUUUAAGAACAUCCCACCACGGCGCGUCAACUCCACAUAAACACAUUAUCCCUCCUGUGGACGGUCGCAGUCGGUCCAUCCUGAGAGCACUCGGGAUUUAAUUCUCACUAGAGCUGGCUGAAGAUAAAAUGGGAUGGACGAGUUAACGAGACAGAUGGACUUCUCGGCAGGCUUGUCGGGAGAAAAGGUUGUGACAGAAACAGUAACCACCACCACCAGACUGACUUCUCUACCACCAAAGGGAACCAGCGGAUCAAAUCACAGGAAUAUGUCCAGCGGUGCUGGAGGGCUGGGCUUGGAGAAGAAUGUCUUAACCCAGAACAGCGGUGGAACUUAUUUCUCCUCAUCCUCUGUAGGUGUGAACACCGGCAGCUACAGCUCCUCCUCGGGUGUGUACCUUGGAGGAGACUCCUCAGGAGGAGGUGAUGGAGGGGGGAUCUUCCUAGACCUGGAGGGGUAUGGAAGCAGCGGAGGUGGCGUUGGAGGAGGAGGAGGUGGCGGUGGAGGAGGAGGAGGCAGAGGUGGCGGCAGUUAUCUCGUAAGCUCCGUGACAAAGGUCAGGUCCAGCUCGUCGGGUGGUGCCAGGAGGGGGCAGACUGCUGGCUCAUCAGGAGGCCUGUCGCCAGGUUUCCGGGAGAGAAAGAUCAUAACGAGCCGCUCAGGAGGCUACGAUGGAAGUUCCAGUGCUAAUUCCUCUCCUGAGUUUACACGCAAAGAUUAUGGAGUCUAUUGCUCCAGCGGUACCACAAGAGGGCGGAGCGAGAGCAGAGAGAGCGAGAUCAGAGCCAGAUUACAAAGUGCCUCUCCCACGGCCGGCAGAUGGACGGAGCUGGAUGACGUGAAGAAGCUGCUGAAGGGACGCUCCAACAGCGUGAGCCCCACUCGCACCUCCAGCACCUCGGUCACCCUGCCUGUCCCUAAAAAGGCCAGCGUGGAAACCAAGACCAUCUCUGUGACCUCCCAGACGGGUUCGACUUCAUUUGGCUCUGGUGCGCUGAGCGGGUUCCACACCAUUGACACAUCCGGCCUGUAUGACACUGCUCUGACAUCAGGACAGUAUGAUACUGGCGUAAAAUCCGGCCAGUAUGAUGUCACUCUGAAGUCAGGCCAAUAUGAUACUGGAUUGAAGUCAAGCCAGUACGAUAUGGGUCUGAAAUCAGGACAGUAUGAUACUGGUCUCAAAUCGGGCCAGUACGAUGUCAGUCUGAAAUCAGGACAGUAUGAUACUAGUGUGAAGUCAGGACAUUAUGACAUCACUGUGAAAUCAGGACAGUAUGACACCAGCAUGCGAACAGGCCAGUACGACACGCUGGACGCCACACUGCCUACCUUCUCCUGGUCCACCUCCACGCUGCCCUCCGCCAACACCACGGUGGUCGCUGGCAACACCAGCAGCUACUCGUACCAGGUCGGCACCAACAACAUGUCGGGGGGAACCUCGCCUGUGGGCCUCACCUCACCCUCGUCCCUGUCAGUUUACGGCUUCCAGAAUAAUCUGGCUCCCACCUCUCCCACUGUGCUCACCACCAGUGGAGGCAACAUAAAUGCCAACCUAGGAGGUUAUGGUGUUCAGAAGAAUUUGUCAACUGGUGGUGGUGGUGGUGGUGGUGGUCUCGGUCUCAUCACCACUCAACAAGUAACAACCACUAGAUCUCAACCUGAUGAUUCCUUUAAGAGAGAAAAGUUCCUGAUCUCCGAUAAAGAGAACGCUCCAGUGAAGAGGGACACAGAAAUGUUCAUUUUGUCCAAAGACAGCGGGAAGCAGUUCACCAGCACUGGCAGCAUGCAGAUAGGUGGUGGAGGAGGCUCACUAUCAGGAGAUUCAAUAAAGAAAGAGAAGCUCAUUUCAAGUUACAGUGAGCCGGCACAACUGAAGACAGAGACAGCCAACUCUUAUGGAUCAUCUGGAGUUGUAAUGAAAGACAAAGCCACCUAUGCAGAGAUUCACAGGGACAGCGGCAUCUUUGGAGGAGGCGGAGGAUUUUGCUGCUGCUCCGACUCCUGUUGCUCCUGGUGGAAAUGGCUGCUGGGUCUCCUCCUCCUCUCCCUACUCCUGCUGGGACUCCUGUUUGGGCUCAUUGCACUGGCUGAGGACGUGAGAAAGCUGAAGAAUCGUGUGGCCACGCUGGAGGCCGAGUCCUCGGUCACUGCUGCUCGUACCAGCCGGCUGUCAGGUACUUCCAAUGACAUCAACGGCUAUGGGGUCGCUGGAGGUGCAGUUGCAGGUGCAGGUGCAGGUGGAGGUGGAGGUACCUCCCACACUGACACUGACAACACGCUACUCCUAAGCGGCGGAGGUGGAGGCUCAAGCUCCAAAACACGAGUCGUUGUUGCUGGCGGUGGCACCAGUAGUAGAAACGAAGUUGACGUCAGCCUUGCAACUGCUGCUGCUGCUGGCGGUGGUGCCAGUGGGGCUAGUGGUGUUGUUCCUGGCGGUGGGGCCGGUGGGUCCACUGGGGCCAGAGCUGGAAGUGCCGGCACAAGUCAUGGUGGCGCUAGUGGUGGUCGUACUAGUACCGGUUUUGGUGGCGGUGUCGUCGAAGGCAGCGACUCUUCAGUACUCUUCGGCAGUAAUGAUGGCUACGGGAUCAGUGGAGGACACACGAGCGCUGCUGCUCUUCAGUUGAUGAUCCAGCGAAUGUUAAGGGCUGAAAUGCAUUCAGAGUCAUACCAAGCUUUGCUAGCAUCGUCAGCGCAGAGAGGACUGCCUGGACCUAAAGGGGACGCUGGAGUUAAAGGAGAUUCAGGUUUCCCUGGGAUUCCAGGCACUCCAGGUCCGAUUGGACAACCAGGCCCUGAGGGUCCAAAAGGACAGAAAGGAAGCCAAGGUGAUCAUGGACUGGACGGGGCGCCAGGUAUCAGAGGUCGCGAGGGCCCGCCCGGCCCCAGAGGUGAGGGAGGACCUCCAGGCUUUGGACCGAAAGGUGACAAAGGUUCUUCUGGAGAGCCAGGACCCGUGGGACCUCCCGGCCCGUCUGGACCAAAGGGUAUACAUGGACUUCCUGGACUUAUUGGAUCACAAGGUCAACCAGGCGCUCAAGGUUUCCGUGGCGAACCUGGGCUUCCUGGACCUAAAGGUGACAGAGGACUUGCUGGAUUCCAAGGACCUAAAGGUGAAGCUGGUGACUCUGGUCUCAGAGGUACCAAAGGUGAUCCUGGUAUACCAGGUCUACAAGGGCCGGCUGGAGAGAGAGGAAUGAAAGGAUCAAUGGGUCUGUCUGGAGUUGAUGGAGCUAAAGGAUCAAGAGGUGACACAGGACCUGCUGGGCCCCCUGGACUCAGAGGUCCCGCUGGGCCUCCAGGAGAUUCACAUCCAGCCGCACCUGGGCUUCCAGGACCUCCAGGGAUACCAGGGAAUCCAGGACGACCCGGCUCCAAAGGUGAAACAGGUCCACCAGGAAGAAUCAUCAAUGCAGCUGGUUCCACUGCUGUCGGCAUCCCAGGACCACCUGGGCCUGCUGGUCCUCCCGGCCCUGCAGGACCUCCAGGAUUAUCAGGUCCCAUUGGCCCUGCUGGUCUGCCUGGCCAACCUGGUGCUAAAGGUGACAGAGGAUUUAAGGGAGAGCAGGGAGAUGCAGGAAUAUCAUCGAGGGUGUCUGAGACUUUGAGCUCGAGGCAGUACAGUGGUAGUUCAAGUUCAGGACAGUUUGGCCAACCCGGCCCACCUGGUCCACCAGGUCCACCUGGACGCCCAGGCGAUUCAAGACAAGGACCUCCAGGACCACCCGGGCCUCCAGGUCAACCAGGUUAUGGAAUUCAAGGACCUAAAGGAGACAGAGGAGAGUCAGGCUUUUCAUCCAGCUCUGGAACAUAUUACACUGGACCACCAGGACCACCAGGACCAGCUGGGCCUGCUGGGCCUAAAGGAUCAACAGGUUCUCCUGGACCGAGAGGAUACCAAGGUGAAACAGGCCAGCCAGGUGUGCCGGGUGCCCCAGGAAGACCAGGAACCUCUGAGAGAGUGUCGAGUUACGGUGAAGUACAGGGGAUCCCUGGACCACCAGGUCCACCUGGACCUCCUGGACAUCCCGGACAACAGGGACUUAAAGGUGAUCCCGGAGUUCCUGGUAUUCCCGGCUCUUCAAGAGGCGCCAUCUCAGUCACUGCAGGCCCUCCUGGUCCUCCUGGUCCCCCCGGUCCUCCUGGUUCAUUCUCUUCUUCCAGUGAGAUGCGGCAGUACAUAUCUGACUAUCUGAGUAGAAGCAGACAGUCUAGUAUCCCCGGACCUCCAGGUCCACCUGGGCCUCCAGGACUUCCCGGAACCUUCUCAGGCUCUAUUGAGGACAUCUCCGCUCGUAUCAUUGCAUACCUGCAACGUUCGGGCUCAAGCCUCGACAUUGGUGUUCAGGGUCCUCCAGGACCACCUGGUCCACCUGGACCUGGCUCUGGAUCUUUCACGGUUAGCGGUCUCAUCGCCAUGCUUCAGAGAGACGAUGUGAGGAGAUAUUUGACAGGACCACAAGGGCCACAAGGGCCACAAGGACCACCAGGAAUACCAGGGGCUUCAGGAGGACUCUCAGGCACUUACAGUGUGGAGGAGAUCGCCACGUAUGUCUUCAAAAUCAUGAAUGACAGAGGGAUUGCUAGAGGUCCGCCCGGGCCACCUGGUCCUGCUGGACCUGCUGGACCUGUUGUUUCAGGGGGCUCUGGCUACACUACCGCUACGAUCGACUACUCUGCCUUGAUGAGAAAUCCAGACUUCCGCUCAUGGAUUAGCUCUACUGUACAGCACGGUCUUCCUGGUCCUCCUGGCAUCCCAGGGCAAGCUGGCCCUCCUGGUCCUCAGGGGCCACCGGGAGUCUCCACCGCCACUGUGAUCGGGACGGGAAGUCGCGACUACAGCUUUGAGGACAUUCAGCGUUACCUGCAGGGUUCUAACUUCAGAGGUCUCCCCGGCCCUCCUGGUCCUCAGGGACCACAGGGACCACAGGGUCCACCAGGCAGUUACAGCGGAACAGUCUCCUACAGUGGAACCUUCCCUCGGGAGAGCAUCCGCACUGAGAUUCAACAGUAUCUGACCAGUGACAGUGUUCGCCGUUCCAUCAUUGGACCUCCUGGGCCUCCUGGACAGAGGGGUCAGAAGGGAGAUCGUGGAGAGCCGGGUUACAUCCAGAGCUACACACACAGCCAGAGCUAUGCUCAGGGUGACUCUCGAUACAGCUCUGAUCGCAAAGAUAUUGAUGUCAGCAGGCUUGCGGAGAAUCUGGACUACUCUAGUGUCGCCAUGAAAGUUACAGACUACAUCAAGAAUCAAGGCCUGCUGCAGGGCUAUCUGGUUGACGGUCCUGCGACGGCGCAUGUCAGAGCGGUCCAAGGCCCCCCUGGUCCACCCGGCCCCAUGGGACCACCCGGUCACAGCCGCGUCUUCAGUUCCUACGGGAACAUCACAGCUGACCUCAUGGAUUUCUUCAGAACCUAUGGCACCAUCGCCGGCCCGCCAGGAGGCCCUGGACCAAGGGGUGACAGAGGGUACCCAGGACCCAGAGGAGAGAAGGGUGAUCCUGGACGCCCAGGUAUACCAGGACUACCAGGGUCCUACACUGUCCAAAUUCCACACAGAGUGCAGAAGAGGGAUGCAGAAGAUAAGGUGGUUGGUCGUCGUCAUCGCCGUCAUGCCAGAGGUGGUUAAACAUACUACUGGAGUUCAUUUUUCCUCAUCUUUUUUUUAAAGGGUUAAACUGUAGAAAUGCAAGAAGUCGAAAUGCUCCUUAUUCUUGCCAUCUGUAGAAAAGUCACAGGACAAUCUGAAAUAUUAAAUAAAAGCGGCCAAAAAAUGCAAUAAGUCUUUUUACAACAGCUUCAGUAGAGGUUUGGUUUUAGCUGCUGGUCGGUGUCUUCGUCACACAGACUGCAUUAUUUUUUAACAUGUGGGUGUAUAAUGUUUACUUUGCUUAGUUAGACGCUUGCAUCGAAACCUUUUUUUUCCAGGGGCAGCUUUGUUUAAAGGGUGACUUUGGUAUUUUUUAACCUGGACCCUAUUUCCCUGUUUUUUAUGUGUCUAAGAGACUAAUGGGAACAGCAGUUUUGAAGUUGGUCCAGUGUUGAGUGAAAGCGCUGAAUCCCAUGGCAGCAAAACAGGCUGCAAUGUAACCACAUGGGGCAAUUGUGCACCGUCACUUUAUGUCCCCUUUAAGUGCUUGUUUUUGCCACUGACAGGCUCAGACUGUUAUUAAGAGCAUUUGGCAACAUUAUGGAAAUGAUCCCUACAGAGAUAGACCUCUGUUUAACCAGAAACAGCCCUGAAAUCGCAAUUACCAAACCUACCAAACUCCAUUUAAAAAAAACUGAAAUUUAAGCUGGUACAGAUUUCAGGGUUGUUUCUGGUCAAACAAAAAUGAUCUUCCUCUGACAAAAAGCUCUAUUUCUGUAGGGAUCCUUUCCAUAAUGUUUAAGACACUUUGAAUUAUAAUCUGAGCCUGUCAGUGGCAAAACAAGCACUUUUAGUUGACGUAAAUUGACGGUGCACAAUUGCCCCAAGCGGUUACUUCGCAGCCUGUUUUGUAGCUGCCUGCUGCAGCGCUUUCUCUCAAUACUGGACCAGCUUUAAAAUUGUUCCCAUUAGUCACUUAGACACAAAAACGUGGGAAAAUAGGGUCCAGGUUGAAAAAUACCGGAGUUCCCCUUUAAGAGAAUAUCUAUUUUUAAGCAAUAAGUGGCUGAUACUCUAAUAGCACUUUGCAUCUUUUCCCACUGCUUGUGUAACUUGAGUGUCUGGUGUAUUUUUUUUGUACUUGUUGUCUUUUAAGGAUUAUGUUGUAUUGAGGAUUAUAUGUGUUACAUGUUGUGUCAAGGAACCCUUAAUUGUGUCAGAAAAUACCACAAUAUUGUUAGAUUAUACAUAGAAAUCAAGCCAGCCUUUAAGACCUUUAGCACCUCGGACAUCAUCCAUUCACCCCAUACAAAUUACAUUUUUAAAUAUAUAUAAAGCAAUGCAUCACCAGUCAGAGUGAUGGUCAUUUGUGCAGCAGGGAGGGGACUUUGGUUACAGGAAGUGUCGCUGUUGUCAGGACUGAUGAUUUACUUGAAAGAUUUGAUGGUGAAAAAGGAAAUAAAUAAAUGUUUGCAUGGUUGAAGGGCAGAUAAUCACUAAGGAAUGACUAACUGGAUUGUAUAUUUUUUGUAUGAGAGCGCACUGAAAUGGAUAUAUUCUUUAUACCUUGAAGUGUUGGAAAGAUUAAAUUAUAUCAACUGUUCCCAGAUGAUGUUUUACAUGAUUGAACUUAUUGACAUUUGAUCAAUAUAUUUGAAAGACACACAAAUAAAUUUAUUUUUGGA